AUGAGCUCAUGGGUUUGCUCUUACGUGUCUCGAAACAUCGUAACCUCCGAUCCUCCACACCCUUUCUCAUCAUCCCAACACUUUAGUUCUCCGGCGUCGUUUCGAAGAGCAUCCGUCAAGUUACCCUUUACGUUUACGCCGAAGUUUCGUCUGCUGAAACUCCAAAAGUUUCAAUCUUUAUCGUCAACUCAUGAAGGGGAAGAAAACUCCGAAUCAAUCGUACAAACCCUCAAGAUUCCAGACGAGUGGUUGCUCCCUUCCAAGGCCAUUGAGGAAUCUGAAUGGUUGAGAGUAACUCUACACAAGUGGUUGGAUGAUGAGUAUUGCCCUGAGCCAACCAAUGUGGACAUCAGUAAUGUAGCUGCAAAGUCUCUCUACACUUCAUUGCUAGAGAAAGAAACUGACAUGGGAGUGAUUUUGCUCAAGAUGGCUCAAGACUUGACCUCAAUUUCAUACCAAGAAAGCUUCCAUGGAGCUUUCACAUCCGCUAACGCAGCUAUAAAUUUGAUAGUAGAAAAAGUAGAAACUGGCAUAGUUUAA
Molecule: messenger RNA, 540 nt
Organism: Eruca vesicaria subsp. sativa (arugula)
Lineage: Eukaryota; Viridiplantae; Streptophyta; Magnoliopsida; Brassicales; Brassicaceae
Source: the annotation of a GenBank genome assembly